Messenger RNA from Rhizophagus irregularis DAOM 181602=DAOM 197198, 629 nucleotides. RefSeq lists its product as uncharacterized. The record is from RefSeq and is a predicted model, not a curated record. Lineage: Eukaryota; Fungi; Glomeromycota; Glomeromycetes; Glomerales; Glomeraceae.
CUUUGAUCGGUAUUAUAAUAUUCUUAAGUCAUUGUGAUACGAGACGCAGAUCCCCUUUCUGCGUUAUAAAAAGCAAUAUGUAAAAAAUCCGAUUGUCCGAAUAUCUCUCUUCAAAAUGUCUGCACUAUUUACAAAAAGACUUUCUAAAGAAUUAGUAGAUCUUAAAAUUAACCCACCGGUAGGAAUUGAAGUAACGGAAGCAGACACAUUCAAAAGUUGGAAGUUAACCCUUGACGGUGUGGAUGGAACACUAUAUGCCGGGGAACGAUUUACUCUGGAAUUUCGGUUUAGUCCAAACUAUCCCAUGGAGUCUCCCGAAGUUGUUUUCACGGGAAAUAUACCAAUACAUCCACACAUUUAUAGUAAUGGACAUAUAUGUUUAAAUGUCUUGUAUAAUCAGUGGAGUCCAGUCCUGAGUGUUCGGUCUGUUUGUCUUUCGAUACAAUCAAUGUUAUCGAGCUGUACGUGUAAGGAACCUCCACCGGACAAUAAUCAUUAUGUAAAGACUGCUAAAGCGUCUCCUAAACAAACUCAAUGGUCCUUCCAUGACGAUUCCGUUUAAGAUAUAAAUAUUUUUUUCUUUUAGGUAUUAGAAUUUGUAAUUAUUUUUUUUUUUAAAAAAAAAAAAU